AUGUUGAAAAAUGAAUUCCAAGUGAUUAGGCAUAUAUAUUAAGAUAAGGGCAUGCUAGGAUUCUAUUCUGGUUCAACUCCGAACUUCUACAGAAUGCUUUUGAAAAAUGUUUACAGAUACCCACUGAUGAUAACACUCCCUGGAUUUUUCCAGUAGAAUAUGCCAAUGCUAAAGGAUAAAUGGUUCGCUAAAUUUCUUACUGGCACCUCAAUUGCUUUGGUAGAGUCACUAAUACUUUGCCCUUUUGAAAGAUUUAAGGUAUUAUUUAUGACUUAGUCAAGCAGCUCGAGACUUGGCUAUUUAGGCUACCUUAAACUUUAUAAAAAUUAGUUAAGGGGUGAAUUAUUCAAAGGACUGACACCACUGACAGCUAGGUAAGCAAUUGCUUGGAUAAGUUUUCUAGAAGCUGAUCUGAUGAUAAAGCAACUAAUUAAAAACCAAUAUUCAAUUAAAAUAGAUGAGGUCAUUCCUACAAGAUAUUUGCUUGUUGGUUCAUUCGCUGUUGCCUUAAUAAAUACUAUGUGCGUAAUGCCCUUUGACGCCGUAAAAUCAUUUUUCUAAAAAAUUGACCCGAUCGCUAACUGGAGUGAUGCCAUCAAGUAUAUAUAUAAAGAAGCUGGAAUAAAAGGAUUUUUCGUUGGAUGGAGAUUAAGAUAUAGUAUGUACUUACUUCAUGCAGUAUUCACUGUUGAUUUAUUGGAAAAGUUAGAGCACUGGUCCAACUAACUCUACAAGAAUGAGUGA
Molecule: messenger RNA, 744 nt
Organism: Stylonychia lemnae
Lineage: Eukaryota; Ciliophora; Spirotrichea; Sporadotrichida; Oxytrichidae
Source: the annotation of a GenBank genome assembly